AAAUCCGAAACUCGCAACAAGCACAGCUCAGUUGCUUGGUGCCAUUGACGACUGACUAAACACAGUAGGGACCACCAGGCCGUCCAAGUGCCGUAAGCUUGCGCCGCGCAAAAAAUAUCUCGGAGUUCAAAUAACCGUACAAAUAAACUAGAUUGUGUUUUUGCGUCGGUGUGUCUCUCUGUGUCUGUCCGCCCGUGUAUAUUUGACUGUGUCUGUGUGUGUGCCUGUGUGUGUGUGUCAGAGUGUGUGUGUGUGUGUUUUCGACUAAGCCAUUUCUAUAAGUAUAUAUAGUAGCGCCUAAAGUCGCGUUCGUUCAUUCGAACAUCAAACUUCUACGACAAACGUCAAAAGUCUAACGGUCGAUAAUAAAUCGAAAGUCAAUCGAAAUCUAUAGUCGCCAUCUUCACUUCCGGUCGGCGACAUUCGCAAGAUAAACGAACCAAAACCAAUUGUGCCUUUUUCAAGUUCUUCAAUUUACACGUGUCCUAAAAUUUAACAUAUGUUCACACACACACAUACAAACAUAUGUAAAUAUGCAUAAAUAAUAAAUAUAUAUAUAACAACAACAACAACAACAACAAAACUACUCGACUAGUCGCACCAUCUCGCUCUCGCUCGCACUCGCACUUGCCGCUCACGCACCCACAAUUGCAGUCGCCGGAGACGCCGCCACAGCGAAACUCAUGCUAAUUUGAAACGCAGACAAAAUCAGCAGAAGCAGCAACAGCAGCAGCAGCAGCAGCAGCAGCAAUAAUUCCAAGUAGAAACCCAGUCCCCGGGCAUAUGUGGAUUAUACAACCGAGAUAGUCAAAGGCAGACUGCUCGUUAAUAACUAUUGUAAUUAUCAGUGCUAGAUUAUUAUCAGUGCAACGGUGCAGCGAUAACUGGGAGGAGGUGGGUGGCCGGUGGAAGGAGGAAGGAAGAGCACAUCUCAUCUCAGAGCCGGAUCGGGCUAAUCAACACAAUGUCAACAAAUGUGAUUCGCCAAAACCGAAUCGAAUCCAUUGCACAAACCGUAUUAAACAGCAGUUGAGAGUUGAGUUCGUUCAGGUUUGGGUUGUGGACGAGCGCUCAUUGCUAGCUAGGAGAAACAGCGACAAAACAACGAACAAAACAAAAAAAAAAAGAAAAGAACAACAAGACAGGCAAAUUAGUAAUUAAACACAAAUUUGCACAUAACACGGAAGACACAGCCGGAGCAGGAACACAUAAAUAUGCUGACCACGGACAAGUGCACCUCGUCGGCACCGACGCCAAUUAUCAUUAGCAGCAGCGCGAUCAACAAACCACCGAAAUCUCAAUGUCAUGCGUCGGAACAGCAUACACACCACCUCCACCAACCACCGCAACAGCAUAUCCAUUCCCAUUCCCACACCCACACCCAUCCUCAUGCCCAUUCCCAUUUGCAUUGCACACACACAACGCAGCCGCAUUGCCAGAAAUAUGCACCGGAUGCACCGCGAAGGAAUCUGCAUGAGCUGCUCCUGGAACUGUUGGAUGUUAUGUUAUCCUGCCUCAUCGUAGCGCCCUGCGUGAUCGCCUACUGGCGUGGCACUUGGGAACUGAUGGGCUUCCUGCUCUUCCCCAACAGCAAACCCUUGUCGGCGCUCGCCUCCUUUGCGAUCGGCGGUGCGGGACACUUUCUAUUCACCAUCACGCAGAACUUCUUUAAGGAUAACAUACAUCCCGAUAAGCGGCGACUCACCUACUAUGCUAUCUCUCGCCUCUACACCGCUGUCUUUGGCGUCGUCUGUGUGAAUAUGUGGCGCGGAGCGUGGCUGAUCUGUGACUGGCUGACGAGCAUCGAUUCCCUGACCAUCAUUGCCGUGGUGACUCUGGUCUCCAUAGUCUUCCUGAUCGCAACUCGCACUCUCCGCAAUCUGGGCGCAGCACCCUACACGGUCACCAUGGAUCACAAGACCGACUACUUUGAGGUGGACACCAUGUUCAAAAUACCGGGCUUCAAGCAACCAGGUCUGUAUGUGCUGGACACACUGUUUUCGGUAUUCGUAAUUGGCACCCUGGUGGUGAUUGCGUGGCGUGGUAUUUGGGGCAUCUUUGAUUUAACCCUGUUUCCGGAGGACAAGGCAAAGUCCGCAUUUGGAUCGCUGCUCAUUGGUUACCUAACGGUAUUUGUGACAUUUAUCAUACAACCCCUAAUGCGAUACGUGUCCCGCCGCCUCAGCGGCAUCCUAAAGAUAAUCAUUUGCGAUAUAUACUAUCUGAUGUGUUUCUUUGGCGCUGUGAACGCUUGGCGCGGCAUCUGGAAUCUGCUGGAUGUUUACGUCUAUCCGGACGAUCUUCUGAUGAGCUCCUGGAUAACGCACAUCAUUCCGUUCCUGGCGCUGGCCGCGCUCAAGUGCUCCAACUCGAUUCUGGUGCGUGGCGUGUUCAUCGAUGCAGAGGGAUCCGGUUCGGAGAGUGUCCACUUACCCAUCAAUUAUGUGCGACUGCAUUUCCUGCGCGAACGCAGCAAGAAACUGGAUGUGGCACACAAUCGUCAUUCAGAGCCGCCGCAUUAUUACCUGAAAGCGGAUCAUGGGACACUGGGCCGGGGACAUCUGGAGAAGAAUAUGGAGGCGCAGCAUAGUCUCAUCGAGAAACCCCAUGCCACGGCACAGAUCAUAUAGAGGAUCCCGUCACGAUUCCUGAUAAAAUUACGCUAGUUUAGGUGUUAUACUAAUUUUAAAUGCAUAAACUUAAUUGUAACUCGUUGCAUAAUUGAUGCUUGAUGUGCAAGCAUACUUAAAAGCCUGGAGUGUUAUAUUUAGUACUGUACAAAAUAAUUACACUGACUAUAUGCAUAUAUAUAUAUAUAUUUAUCGUAUAUAUAUAUUCGUAUAUAUCAUUGUUAGGAAUUCACUUUUGUUUUCGAUUCCCUUCUGUACAUUAAUGCAAUUUCACUUUCAAUAUAAUGAUUUCUUUGUAAAUA
Messenger RNA from Drosophila grimshawi, 2932 nucleotides. RefSeq lists its product as uncharacterized. Gene Ontology annotation, biological process: neuromuscular synaptic transmission; clustering of voltage-gated calcium channels; neuron-neuron synaptic transmission. Gene Ontology annotation, cellular component: presynaptic membrane. The transcript is spliced from 5 exons. Bases 1215 to 2630 code for a protein of 471 amino acids. Lineage: Eukaryota; Metazoa; Arthropoda; Insecta; Diptera; Drosophilidae. The record is from RefSeq and is a predicted model, not a curated record.